Molecule: messenger RNA, 1575 nt
Organism: Kluyveromyces marxianus DMKU3-1042
Lineage: Eukaryota; Fungi; Ascomycota; Saccharomycetes; Saccharomycetales; Saccharomycetaceae
Gene: TAF8
Product: Taf8p
Exons: 1
Coding region: 1-1575 (524 amino acids)
Biological process (GO): transcription initiation at RNA polymerase II promoter
Cellular component (GO): transcription factor TFIID complex
Source: RefSeq, a predicted model, not a curated record
AUGACAGCUUCAGAAGACAAAGAUGUUGCGAGCGAAGCUAUUGAGAGUAAGAAGGUGCAACUCUGCAAGCUACCGAAUCUUGACGAGGUUCCUCACGCCAAUUCAAUGGAACAAUUAUUUGCACAAGCCGUACUUUUACAAUUUAAAUGUCUGAAUAAGGAUGUGAGCAUCUCCCAGCUUGCGUUUGACGAUUUAUGUUAUAUUACAUUAUUGCAACUGGAUGAUCUUUUGCAAGGUUUGAAGAAGAUCACGCAGGUGCAGCGGAGGACCAAGAUCUCCAAGCAUGAUUUAGAACUUUAUUUCAAGGGUGUUGAUAUGGAUUUAUCUGCGCUAAAUGAGCAAGUCGAUAUUUCGAACCAUAUCCACAAGACGUUCCCAAAGGAAACUCAAAAGUUGAAUGAAAACGUGGACAAGGUAAUGAGCAAGUUCAUGACAGAGUUAGAAGAAACCGAACUCUUGAGCUCUAAGCAUUCAGAAUUUUUCGUGCAAGAUGUGGACAUUCUUAAUCUAUUAUCGACUAGUAAGAAAUCUAAUAAGUGUUUCCCUGACUGGUUACCGGAACUACCGCCCGACCAUACUUACAAGUUUACAUCUCUAUACAAGAGGCCAAUUACAGACGAGAGAGUCAUGAAGGAAAAACUACUUGAAGAAGGACGGCGUUCAGAAAAAGCUUUGAUAAAAAUGUUAAACGAAGCUGGUGUUAAUGAAGACCCGCUGUCGGAGCAAGACAACAUCGCUCUUACGGACCAAUUGAACGAAAGUCAACUCGAGACUGCGUUGAUAUACGGGUUGGAUGAAACCAAGUCUUCGAAGAAGGAAGAACUAGAGUCAUUUAAACCGCUACCACUCAAAAACUUUGACGUGUCCGAAUACUGCUUGAAAAGGCAAAGUAUACUGAAACGGAGAGCCGAAAGACUCGAAUCCAAAGCAUUAAAUAGAAAACGAAACCCAUUCAUUCGAGCAGCAGCAAUUUGCUCACCAUAUGGACAAGGAAGCAUUAAGUCCAGAAAAUCAGUCGAAAAUCAAUUGAAAACCAUGUUAAAACGUAGUUAUGUGGGGUUGAUUCAUUCUAUACCGAAACUCAAAGAAGAGCGCGAAAAGGCAAGAAAAGAAGCAGAAGAAAAGGAGAGGCAAUUACAAGAACAGAGAAGGUUAGAAAAGGAAAAGAAAAUGACUGAGCAAGAGGUUCUUGAUCUAAAUAACUUGCAAAAUGACCCAUUGAUUGGCUGGGAUAACGAUGAUAGCGACGACGAUGACGACGACAACAUUGAAUUCGACGACGUAAAGCAAAAUACAACUCAAAACGCAUCAUCAACGCUAGGGUCGGAACAGCAUACCAAACAGCAAUCUGAAGAGCCAGCAACGGAUGCCUCCGAGUUGCCCUCCUCGCAACUGAAUGAAGAGCAAAAAGACGCUAAACUCAACCAUUGGCCUUCAGAAUCUGCUCCAUCUUUGACACCAACCCAACUGGCAGAUGAAUCUUCACAACCCGAUGUAGAAAAUGACACCCACCAUGAAGGUGAGACCCCCAAUGAGAAGGAACAGUCAAGCAUACCUAGUCAAGUUGGGAGCUGA